Molecule: messenger RNA, 5466 nt
Organism: Orcinus orca (killer whale)
Lineage: Eukaryota; Metazoa; Chordata; Mammalia; Artiodactyla; Delphinidae
Gene: PTGES
Product: prostaglandin E synthase
Exons: 3
Coding region: 1920-2381 (153 amino acids)
Biological process (GO): prostaglandin biosynthetic process
Cellular component (GO): membrane
Molecular function (GO): prostaglandin-E synthase activity
Source: RefSeq, a predicted model, not a curated record
UUUUUUGACGUAAGAGAAGCCAUUUUGACCUAAGCCAUUUUGUGAUCUAAGCUGUGGCCACAGUGCUAGUCCUUGAACAGAUCUCAGCAAUAAGGAGCUUAAGGGAACAAAACAACAAACUGUUAUCAGGCAGGAGGAAUAACAAUAACAAAGAUAAUUUAUCAGUUGUUACAACUCCUGGUUCUGUUUCAAUGAUGCUUCAAUAGCCUGAAGCACUUUCCCGAGAUGUUUUGCAGAAUUUAAACACCCCCCUCAGGCGCCCGACCACCAGAUCUACUGAAACCUAGGGGACGGUGACUCUAACAUUUUCUGACCCUCCUGACUUCAAUCACCUAAAGCUUGGAUGCGGUUGACCUCUGCUCCAAUUCUGCGCUGAAUUCUCCUCUGCUCGAGCCCCUCUAUGCAUACGCAUAUACCCUCAGCUUAAAACUUCCCCGCUUUUGCUGUUAACAGACACUGCUUUGGGAAAGCUCCCCGGUGUCCGCCUUACUUGCUGCAAGUAAUAAAUCCUUCCUUCCCCCCAUCUUUGGCUCGUGUGUCUUUCAGCUCAACACCCACCAAGAGGUGAACCCAAUUUUCAGGUAACAAGACUGACACUGCUGUCCCUCUGGGCAGGUCCAAGUUUGGAGUGGGCACUGGAAGCUGAGUUUUCCCUCUUCCCCACUUCCACAGGGUGCCCCUGCAAGCAGGAGCAAGCCGUGUUGGCAAAACUAAAGGGAUAAGAUCCCUGCCUCUACCGAGGUCCCACCCCAAACCUGGGGAAGGGGGCCAAGGGGAGGGGAGGACACAACAGGGUGAGGAUUUUGAAGCAGGGGAUUCAAAGGGGUCACGAGCUCUUGAUGCUUUCUACCGAAGAACUGGCUCUUUUGGGAAGUUCCUGUGAUGAACAAUGAAACCAUUUGCCUGGGAGUCUCCUGGCAAAGUAAAGUGAUACUGAAAAAGACAGUAGACCACUGUGCUAGUUUCCUACAGUUGCUGUAACAAAUGAACACCAAUGUAGUGGCAUAAAACAACACACAUCUGCUGUCUCACAGCUCUGGAGGCCAGAAGUCCAAAAUCGAUUUCGGUGGCUAAAGUCGAGGUGUCCACAAGGCUGGUUCUGGGGGAGAAUUUGUCUCCUUGUCUUGUCCAGCUCCUAGAGGCCACCUGCGUUUUAUGGUGCACCUUCCUUUCACCUUCAAGGCUAGCAGUGUAGCAUCUUCUCUCCUCUCUGACCUCUGCUGUCUUCACAUCUUUUCUCCCCCUAAUUCUACCGCCUCUCUCUUAGGAGGACCCUUCUGAUUCAACUGCAUUCACAGAGAAUCCAGGAUAAUCUCUCCAUUUUAAGACAUUUACUCAGCCCUUGCAAAGGCCCUUUGCCACGUUCUGUGACAUAUUCACAGGCUCUGGAGACUGGGAUGUGGACAUCUUUGGGGGCGGGGGUAGGAGGAGCACAAUUCAGCAAAGUCACAUCAGUGUAGGUCUGGCUGUGGCUCAAGUGUCCAGGCUGAACGUGGGGACAGAUAGCUUGGUUCUCACACCCUGACCCUCAGGGCGGUGGCCACAGAUCAGUGACUCUGCCACCUGUGGAAGUCCUGCCAGGCUCCUGGCUUUGCUGCACGCCCUGAAGACAGGCACUGCCAUCCACCCCCCCCACCACUUGACAGAUUGAGGAAACUGAUUAGAAAGUGUUUAAGGAUUUGCCAGGGAGGGGUGGGGCGGGGCCAGGGGCCCGAUCGGGAGCCCCCCUGGCUCUCUGCUUCUCCCAGCAUCUGGGGGCAGAAGUUGCGGCUGCUGGGAGGUGGGCGGGUGCCGAGUGCAGACAAGCCUCCCGCGUGCUCUCCCCGCCCCUCCCUGCUCUCGGAGACAGAGCCACGCGCCCGAGCUCGCAGCCGCUCGCUGUCUCUCCCGGAGCUGCCGCCGCUGCUGCCACCGCCGAGAUGCCUCCCCCCGGCCUGGAGCUGAUGAGCGGCCGGGUGCUCCCGGCCUUCCUGCUCUGCAGCACGCUGCUAGUCAUCAAGAUGUACGUGGUGGCCAUCAUCACGGGCCAAGUGAGGCUUCGGAAGAAGGCUUUUGCUAACCCUGAGGAUGCUCAGAGACACGGAGGCCUCCAGUAUUGCCGGAGCGACCCAGAUGUGGAACGUUGUCUCAGAGCCCACCGGAAUGACAUGGAGACCAUCUACCCCUUCCUGUUCCUGGGCUUCAUCUACUCCUUCUUGGGGCCUGACCCCUUCGUUGCCUGGGUGCACUUCCUGGUCGUCUUCCUGGGCCGCAUGGUACACACCGUGGCCUACCUGGGGAAGCUGCGGGCGCCCACCCGCUCUCUGGCCUACACCCUGGCCCAGCUCCCCUGUGCCUCCAUGGCCCUGCAGAUCGUCUGGGAAGCAGCUCGCCACCUGUGACCAGCCGCUGACACUUCCUCGGCCGCCAGACCCCCGGCCACGAGCCACCGGGAGACCAGGUGCCCCUCUGAGAUUGUGAUAGGCCCCGGGGCCUGGUAUCCUGGCAACCAGCUGGAUUCCUGGGUGAAGCCACCGAUUGGAACUGUUUAGAGACCGGUUGUCACGACUGAUAGAAAAUCCUUCCACUUAAAGAACAGAGCAUGAAAAGUAUCCCUCCCUCUUCCUCCCCAGGUCUGGGAAGGGUGAGCAGAGACUCAGUUCAGGUUUCUGAACCUAACGACCCUCUGAAUGCAGGGCUGUAAUAAAUAAGGACUUCUCACCUCCACCCCAGAGAUGCUGAUUUAGCUGGUCUAGAGGGGAGCCUGGGCGUCUGCAUUUUUAGGAAGUUCCUGUGAGUCCCGGCAAUGGCCGGGCCUGGGGCCCACUGCCAGUCCCCUCUAGGGGAGGGCCCAGGACCGGCAGGUGGGAGUUUCUUUCCCGGUGGGAGAAGGGUUGUGCUCCUUUGUGCCCUGUUGACACUUCCCUGUGCCACAUUCCUUUGCUGCAUCCUUCUGUCUUGGGCACAGGUGCCGAUGGGAAGGGCCCACAGUAGGGUCAGCCUUCUCUUCCCAAGGCUUUAGUUGCUCUGAAAGGCUGUCAUUCAAGGACAACGGGCUUUGAAGGACCAACCGCUAAAAGGAAAUUUUGACUCCUUCGGUAUUUGCAAGGCUUGAAAACCGCAAAUGUGCACCCCUGCCGGGAAUCAUGUGUCUCUCCUGGACUCUUGCAGUAAGAGCAUGUGGCUUUAGUCAUUAAUGAAGUGUCUGACCAGCUUGGCCCCCUGGCGGCGGGUUCCCGGCAUCCACCACCGCCCAGGCUGGCUGGGGAUCCGGCUCGCCCGACACUCUUGCGGGUCUGUGUCUGGGGGCGAAACUGACAAGACACAGUCUCUGGCAAACACACAAACCCACCCAGCGAGGGUGCUGAAUCAUGCAGAAAGCGAGCAGGCUGCUGGGAGACACCCUCCCGCCUCCUGCCGUGGGCCAGUAAGAUGGUCAGUCAAGCCCAUUUUUACACAUGAGGAAACCGAGGCUCAAGGUGGACUCCCUGCAGUGUGGGAUCAGCUCUGAACCCCACCUGUCUGGCUCCCCCAAACUGCUCUAACCAUUGUGAGGUCCUGCCUUUCCCCAGACCCCCCUCCCCAGCGCUGCCCCUUUCCUCCAGGAUCUAGGGAAGCCCCCCUCACACCUGGGCAUGGCCUCCUCUCACAGCGCUGCAGCCCCCGAGCUUCUGCCCUCGCGGACUGAUGGGUCUGCCUAGUGGGGGCCUCACUGGGGACCCAGGGUUCCCCAGGCCUCACCAGAAAUCCGAGUCGGCCCCCCUGCCCAGCCGUGCUAGGAGGUGGGAUGGGUAGCACUGCUUCCUGGUGGUGAGAUGAGUCUCUGUUCUGGGGCUGCAGCCGCACAUCUGGAAACAGAAAGCGCGUGUCCCUGUAUUCAGUGUCUGCUCUUUGCUAAGCAUCGGCUGAGCACGGUGUUCACAGUUUUUUUUCCACUUGAUCCUCCGCCCCAGGAAGGAGGUAUUUCUGCUUUUUGAUGAGGAAAGUAAGGCUCAGGAAGGAGCUGUAACUUGCCCAACAUCCCUGAGCUGGGAUGUGAUAAAAGAGGAGUAGACCCAGGAUGUGUGCUUGUGUUUUAAUACUUUCCCUUCCCGGACCAGGGAAAGAGGGACUGAGAGGGCAAAGUACCCAGCUCAGACCCGGGUGAGGAGGGCAUCCGAUACCCACAGGGACCCUGUGACCCUGGGACCGAGGGAGGGGGCAGCUCCUCGGAACUGCAGAGACAGCAGCCCCUUGUGCACUGGCCCAUCAUUCACUCCCUGCCCCGGCCCCCGGGACCCCUCAGAUGCUGAGCGGCAAACAGGGUGGGGGGACGGCAGGACAUCAGACAGUGACAACUCCAAGUACUCAGUGCCCUAAGGGGGGGUGGGCAGUGGGAGCACAGGGAGGGCCUCUAACCCCUGCUGGGGAGGGGCUUCCUAGGGGACGUGACAGCUCGCCUGCCAUGGGCGUAAACAGACCAGCUUUGGGGGCGUGUCCAAUCCAGCUGAGGAAAGAUGAGCAGAGCUCAGCCCCCCGGGGUCUUGUGCCUGGGAAGUGGCGGGUGGGGGGGGGGCGUGUGGGAGGGGGGGUGGGCGGAAAGGGGCUCAUUCAAGGCCUUGGGGCCUUGUGGGGUGGGUUCAGAGCCAGGGUGAGGAGAAGUGGGCGAGGGGUUAGUGACGUGGGUCUGUGUCCCAAGAGGACUUCGAGAAGCCACAUGGAAGGCAGCAUGGUGAGGUUGACAGCUGGGCACUGGCUCUUGUUCCCAAACUGACGCAGACAGUGCCCAGCUGUCCCUCCAGUUUCUGGAGGGGCCGGGAAGAGGCAGGCGCAGCCUGACGGCAGGGAGGGGCAGCUGGCAGAAGCCGGGCGAUGUUUCCAGGGUAGACCCGGAACCCUCCAGGAUGGGGAAGGGCUGGGGGCGGCUUCCCGGAGCAGCUGCCCCUGGGGCUGAACCACAGCGCCCCUUUCUUGGGCAGCGGCGAAGUGAGCACAGCAGGUGAGACGAUGCGGGUGGGCUGGCCUGGCCAGAAGCCCCACCCACACCCCGCCCCAGGCCAUCCUGGGCGCUGGUGAAUUCCUCUGACUUCGCCUCGAUCGCACCCCAUCCAGAUGCGGGGCGCCCUCUUGGGCUGCCUCCUCCUGACCCUGGGCUGUGGGUGGUGCGAAGUGUGGGCAGUGCUGGGGGGCAGGGCAGUGCGGAGCAGCAGCCUGGGGGCAGGCAAGGACUUUGGGGCCCAGCCCAGGCUUGGGAAACCGGAGCUGCCCCUGACUGGAGCCUGGUGGCUGGAGGCAACUUCUUCUGGGCUCUGAGUGAGCAGGAAAGCCCAGAGCCAGCCUGGGGUAUCACACAGACCCCAGGGUCAGGGCCCUGGUCUGUGAGUUAGGGGCCCUCUCCUCAAAAUGUUGCCCGUUUGGUCCUAAUGCUAUAGAACCUUUCACCCCCACCCGGGUACACACACUUCUUUUUUUUUUUUUUUUUAAAUAAACUUUAUUUAUUUUUGGCUG